AUGGUAGUAAGUAUUGUUAUUUGCUGUUUUGACUCUGGUCCCAAUUCCAUUCUACACAUUCCAUAAUUCCAUUGUUUUAAAAAACUUUUAAAUAAAUUGCAGCAUUGACUGAGUGAACAGAAAAAAUGUGUACAUUUGUACAUUAUACCCAUUUUAUUAUUUCAAUAUAGACGUGGCCUUCCAUUUUAAUUAAGGAUCUGUUCAUUAACCCAUUGAGUUGCAUUGCACCCUGACGUGCCCUACUUUAUUAUUUUACUCUGUCUAAUGCCAGAUUAUUUUACUCUGUCUAAUGCUAGACGAUUUUACUUGUCAAGGGGAGAGCGCUGGCACUCAAUGGGUUAACUAUGUCAAAGGGGGGCUGGUAAGAUUUAGAAUUUUUUAAAAAUUAAAAUUUUCUAACCCCCUCUUACAUGACCAAAAUUCUUAGAGAUUGACCCCCUUUGAAAAACUUUCAAAUUUAAUGAUCCCCCAACACAUACACAUAUACUUACUCACUCCCACUUCCUUUUUGACAUGCAGAAAUUCCAAAUCUAAAAUUUUGUGCAAACCCCACAAGCCAGGGAAUAUUGUAAGGAAACUUUUAUAUUACUGCACAGAGCAAUAGAGCAUGACAUAUAGGAUUCACACUGAAAUUGUGAAAGGUGUGAAAAUUUGUAGGUGGUUCUGGCACAAUUUUUCCUGCAAAUUUUAAACGCUAGAUUAUGUUAAAUGCCAUUUCCUUGAACUUUACUUGGGGGGAAAAUGUUACAGAUUUUAAAAAUGUUUCAAGUAUGAUAUCAUGACUGUAGGUUAUAUCGUCUGGGGACAGUAGCGAAGAAAGUGAUUCAAACAAAAUCCAGAGAAAGCGUAAAAAAGAGAAGAAACGAACACAAGUAAGUUAAUUAAUUUAAUUAAAUACACCUCAAGAUUGCCUCCUUAGAAAAUACUGUAGGUUUAUCUUAUGCUCAAGCUUUACAUUAUACAGGGUUCGUACGCCCCCUGGAAAUCCUGGAAAACCCUGGAUUUUUAUUUUAGUCCUGAAAAACCCUUGAAAACCCUGGAAUUUCAAAUUUAUCCCUGGAAAACCCUGGAAAACUGAGAAACUGAGCUGGGUAUAGGAUUAUACCUUAAAAAGAAAGAUUGAACAAAAGGUUCUUUAUUAUAUAUAGUCAAACUACGAAUACUGUAUAUUUCGUUCAAACUGGUACAAACCCAAAUGUAUCUGUGCAAGAUGAAGUACUAGCCGUCGCGAACAUUUCUUAUCUGUUAAACACUUAUAGAUUUAUAUUUCAAAUGCCCCUGGAAAACCCCUGGAAAAAGGACGAAAAAAGUCCUGAAAACCCUGGAUUUUUUAAAUUACAGUAUGAAGGUGUACGAACCCUGAUUAUAGUAUGUGGUCAUUCACUCUACUAAUACAUCUUGCCUCGCUCGAACUUGUAGGUAGACUCUUCCACUGAUGAUGUAUGUGAUACCCUCAGUUAUAUGAGCUCUUGCAACAACACUCCAGCCAAAAAGCAGAGGAGAACCAAAAAACGAAAUCAAGUAGGUUAAACAAAUCCAUAGAAAUGUGAAGCAUUGAAACUGGUUUGUUGCUACAGUUAUUACCUGAACUUGUUCAGCCAAUUGAGGAUUACAUUACAACCCAAAAUUUCACAAUUAGCCUAGUUUGUGCACCAUUCAAUCUUGUACUCAGAGUAUGUGUGUUCUCGGGAGGGUUGGGAUGACUUUGGGAAGAUCGAAUGAAAAUUUUCUCAAUGGUGGAAAAGGAAAGUGUGGAAGUUGCUAAGAUUAAUAUCCUAGAUUAUUCAAUUUUGAAUUUUCCCAGAGUUAUGUCAAGGGCAACCUGCGAACAGGCAUACUAUAGGUAGGAGAUUGUGCAACACCUCUCACCCACCAUUGUAGUAUAUGCAAGUGAUGGUGUCGUCAAAAGAAAACAAAAUUAAAUCCAUGUCCAUGAGUUGGCCUCAUAAGUAUCUUUGUGUGUUAUUUAGCGUAGCUCUUAUUUUAGUGUGUAACUUGCGAUAUAAAAUUGUUAUGGUGUGCUGGUAGGGCUUUUUACUAUCUUGAAUGUUUCACAAGAAUUUCGGAUCGCUCCCAAGGGGGACGAAUACCCUGAGGUAUAAACAUAGGAAAAUGCAACACGCUAAGGCGAAGGUGACCAAGUUCAAAUUUGGCAAAUGUGUUACUGACUACUGUUAAUAUAACAACAAUGAAACUAAACAUAUUUCUUCUACAAACACAAUAGUAAAUUUAUAGCUUAGCCUAGCUGAAGUUGUGGUAUAGUACUAAAUACCAUAAACACAAUCUAUAUAUGAAUUACCUAACCAAUUCAAUUAUUUUCAAUCAAUAUCAAUGAAUAAUUUUGUGAUUACUGCAUCGAUCGGACAAUUGGAGGGGGGGGGGCGAAUUCCUGGGACACUGUCACAAAGAUUUUUCCGGAAACUGAAUUUUGUCGCUCAGUAUUUUGGAUGUAAUUAGGUUAUUUCGGUAGAUAAAACAAAUAAGAUUGACAAUUAACUUAGAGGCUAAGUGUGCUUAUGGCUGCACACUUUCAGCUGUGUUUUAAAUGCAAUUUGUUACAAAUUCUAAUGCCUUUUAUUACAGAUGGAUACCACCGUCAAUGAACUUUCACAAGUAAUGAGUGGUCUUAGCUCUGCUGAAAGUAGUCCUGCAAAAGCUACAAAAUCCUUAAGUGGAAGCUUUGUUGAUGUUGAACCAAAGAGGCUGUUUACUCUCAAAGACGACGAGUAAGUUGCAUCUUACAAAAUUUCCCAUGCCAACAAUUAUCAUUUAUUGAAAAAACAUUUAGUACCUUGCCAAAAAGCGAAUCACGAUUUCCCAAAGACGCGGGCCCGAUUUGGAAAUUUUAAUUGCAUUUUAUUUUUUCUGUAGGAGGAACGAUAAAUUCAUAUACCAAGAAGGAAAGCGCUCAUACCUAAACCAAGAUGCCGUGAAUAAAUUAGAGUCUAUAUCUGUUGAUAAGGUCCCCCCAGUACCAAACGGCCCAGUCAAAUACCGGGUGAAAUAUGUUGAAAGUGAUCCUCUACGAGCCGUCUCGGAUAACUGGAACUGGGGGCGUGCUCAGCCGUGCCCAAGAAAGGACUUCUGUAACACAGGUAGAAGGACUCUCCAAAUAUGCAAAGGUUCCUUCAAAUGUGUAAAUCCUGGCUGCACUUAUAAGAAAAUACAGAAUACAACAAACAAGGUAGAUUUCUCAAAGGCAAAAAAGUGUACCCACUGCAAAGAAAUAGCCCUACACAUAGAAUGUUCUGCCAGGAAAUAUGUAGAAAAUGACCAUUGUCAUAAAAAAAUUAUGGUAAUAUACGUCGAAACUCACGAUUGCACUCCACGUGCCGAUGACAGUAACCCCAGCAAAGAAAGCGUUAAAGAGUAUCUUAAAACGCGACCAACAAGCUGCGCCAAGCAAAUACAAGUUGAUAAAGUGAGGGAGGCAUUGUUGAGUGGGAAAAACUGCGAGGAGGUCAAUGACGUCGCAUCCCAGUAUAGCAACCAAAGGCAUAUCCAAUACCUAAAGACCACCAUUGACAAAGAGAAUAGACCAGGCGGCUCUGACGUUGAAGCGAUACGUAAUUUAAAAGAUGACUUUUCUAAGAGAGGCCUGGAUGAAAACUUAAUCAUGGAAGUCGGUGAUGAUUUUGUUAUUUUGUCAUCCGCUACAAAAAUACGGCUCACAGCUUUAAUAACACUCGGGAUAGUUACAGAGCCAGUUAGCCUGGAUGGUUGUGAAAGUUUGGCGAAAGACUUUACAGAGGUGGAAAUGACUACAUACUACCCUCUGUUACGGCGUAAUGUUAAACUGGUGAGCUUGUUCAGCCCAAAACCUGGCGAAAACUCGAUCAAUGUCGCCAAAAUGGUAAAAACAUUUGAUGACGCAGUCAAUAAAAUGUUCCCUACAGUUGCAGAGGAGUAUGGACUUGACCCCUUAGAUUAUAUUGGCAGGGGAUUUGACCCUGAAUCGUAUGUCAGAGAUGAGGGCGGUGGACUUUGGAAAGGUUGUGUCAGGUGA
This is a messenger RNA of Paramuricea clavata, 4006 nucleotides long. NCBI's taxonomy places the organism in Eukaryota, Metazoa, Cnidaria, Anthozoa, Malacalcyonacea, Plexauridae. The record is from the annotation of a GenBank genome assembly.